GGGAAUUCCUUGCAUUGGAGUCCCGGACCACCAUGAAAAAGGCGAGGAAGAUCGUGAUCAAACCGUUCAAGCAGGCGCCGAGUGUGCCAGAAGGAUUUGAGGAGAAGGCAUGGAAGAGCUUGGAGGUGUCCUUGCUGUGUCUGCAGAACAAGUCAGAGUCAGCGGCCGUGAGCUUGGGAUGGGAAGAGUUGUAUGGCCUCGUGACCGACCUGUGUCAUCAGAAGAAGGCUGCAUGGCUGUACGAGUUGCUGCAAAAGCACUUGGCGGCGUAUGUGGAACGAACACUCAAAUCUGCUUGCGAAGAGCAUGGCAUACUACUCAUGGAAAGCGCCGUGUUUGUCGAGCGGUUGGUGGGGAUUUGGGAAGAGUAUUGCAGCGACCUGCUCAUGAUUCGGAACCUGUGUCUGUACUUGGAUCGCACGUACGUCAUCCAAACGAGCAAUGUCGCGUCCAUCUACGACAUGGGCGUCGGGUGUUUCCAGGCAACGAUCCAGACGUUGCCCCCCCUCGAAGCCAAGGUCACGUCAUCCUUCCUUCAAGAAGUCGAGCGCGAACGCUACGGUGAAACGGUCCAGCGGAAUCAUCUCAAGUCGCUCGUGCGCAUGGCGACGGCGUUGCACAUGUACACCAAGCACGUGGAGCGCCCUUUCCUCGCGGCCUCGGAAGUAUUUUACGCCCAGGAAGGCCAGCAACUGCUCGAGUCCGCGAGCGUCGGGUCGUUCUUGCUCCACGUGGAGAAGCGCCUGGCCGAGGAACACAGCCGCGUGACCAGUGUCUUGGAUGGCAACGUCAUCACGAAGAAGGGCAUUGUCCAGGUCGUCGAGUCGCAAUUACUGAGUCCGCACGUGUCGCUGUUGAUCGAACGGGGCUUUGACGAAUUGGCCAGCGCCAAACGAGUGGACGACCUCCAUCGCAUGUACGACCUCUGGGGUCGAGUGAACCAGCUGCCUCUGCUGCGCGCGAGUUGGUCCAAGUACAUUGUCCUCCGCGGCACGUCGAUCGUCACGGACGUGUCGGCAACCAGCGGCGACGUUGACAAGGGCAUGGUGUCGGCGCUCCUGUCGUUCAAAGUCGACUUGGACGAGAUGCUCGAAAGUGCGUUCGAGAUGGACCAAGCGUUUGUCCAUGCGCUCAAGUCGGCGAUGGAGGCAGCGAUUAACGCCAAGGCGGCGCGUCCGGCCGAGCUCGUUGCCAAGUUUGUCGAUGCCAAGCUCAAGACGGGCAACAAGGACGGGUCUGACCGUGAAGUGGAGGCGCUGCUGGACCGCGUGAUGAUUCUAUUCCGAUACAUCCAGGGCAAGGACGUAUUUGAAGCAUUUUACAAGAAAGAUCUGGCCAAGCGGUUGCUUCUGGGGCGCAGUGCGUCGUUCGAUUUGGAGAAGAGCAUGAUUGCCAAGCUCAAAACCGAGUGUGGCAGUUCGUUCACAAACAAGUUGGAAGGCAUGUUUAAAGACAUUGACUUGUCUCGUGGAGUCAUGACCCAGUUCCAGCAACAUGCCCCCAGCCGGGUUGCGCUGACUCAGUUGGUGCACAAGGUGGACAUGCACGUGCACGUGUUGACGACGGGGUUCUGGCCGCCGUACGUCCCCACCGAGAUCAACUUGCCGCAGAGUCUGUCGCCGUCCAAGGCGAUAUUCGAAUCGUUUUACACGUCCAAAUUCAACGGGCGGCAGCUGCAGUGGCAGCACUCGCUGGGCCACUGCCUUGUCAAAGCAAACUUCCCCAAGGGACGCAAAGAGCUGGCCGUAUCGCUCUUCCAGGCGCUUGUGCUGCUCUGUUUCAACCACGGCCGAGACGUGAUCGGGUUCAAGGAUAUCCUCGGUCAAACUGGCAUCGAAAUCGGCGAGUUGCGGCGCACGUUGCAGUCGUUGGCGUGUGGCAAAGUGCGGGUGUUGACCAAGCAGCCCAAGGGUCGGGACGUGGCCGACACGGACGAGUUUGUGUUCAACGCGUCGUUCUCAAACCAAUUGAUGCGCAUCAAGAUCAACUCGAUCCAGAUGAAGGAAACGACCGAAGAAAACACAGAAACGCAUGAAGCCAUCUUCCGCGAGCGGCAGUACCAGGUGGACGCGGCCAUCGUGCGCAUCAUGAAGUCGCGCAAGACGCUGAGCCAUGCGCUGCUCAUGAGCGAGCUGUUUGUCCAGCUCAAGUUCCCCGCCAAGCCCGUCGAUAUCAAGCGCCGCAUCGAAAGUUUGAUCGACCGAGAGUACCUCGAGCGAGACAAGGCCAACGCCCAAGUGUACAAUUACCUGGCCUAA
This is a messenger RNA of Aphanomyces astaci, 2258 nucleotides long. RefSeq lists its product as hypothetical. Gene Ontology annotation, molecular function: ubiquitin protein ligase binding. Lineage: Eukaryota; Oomycota; Saprolegniomycetes; Saprolegniales; Verrucalvaceae. The coding region runs from base 33 to 2258 and encodes 741 amino acids. Gene Ontology annotation, biological process: ubiquitin-dependent protein catabolic process; protein ubiquitination. The transcript has 8 exons. The record is from RefSeq and is a predicted model, not a curated record. Gene Ontology annotation, cellular component: cullin-RING ubiquitin ligase complex.